Mus musculus (house mouse) is the source of this 10267-nucleotide messenger RNA. It is a transcript of the gene Mdga2, whose product is annotated as MAM domain containing glycosylphosphatidylinositol anchor 2. The record is from RefSeq and is a predicted model, not a curated record. The coding region runs from base 381 to 2201 and encodes 606 amino acids. NCBI's taxonomy places the organism in Eukaryota, Metazoa, Chordata, Mammalia, Rodentia, Muridae. The transcript has 9 exons. Gene Ontology annotation, cellular component: plasma membrane; membrane.
ACUUCCUGCUCCCUGGCUGUCCAGCGCGGUUCGCGUCGCGCGGCGCCCCCAGGGCUCCUGCCCGCUCCUGCCGCUUGCCCGCGCCCGGAGCCCGGAGCCGCUUCCCUGAAGAACACUUGUCCUCACAGCUCUGCUUCCCAUCACCGCCCCCUGCUCCUCCCCGGCGUCUGCGAUUUUCCCAGGCGCCCGGUGUGAGUGCGGCUUGUGUGUGAGUGCAUGUAUUGGGGUAUUGUGUAGUGGGAGUGUGUUCCCGCGUGUGUGUGCUUAUACGUGUGUGCUUGUGCGUGUGUGUGUGUGUGUGUGUGUGAGCGUGUGUGUGAGCGUGUGUGUGCGUGUGUGUGUGUGUGUGUGUGUGUGUGUGUGUGUGUGUGUGUGUGUGCAUGAGUGUGGGGUGUGUGGGGCUCCAGCGCUCCGCUCACGGCCGCCGCCAGGGAAGGACAGACGGACAGUGCUUCCUCCCAUUGCUAGCAGUUCCCGGGCACCUCGACUCGGCCCGGGCACAAGUGGAGCGCGCCUUGCUGGCCGCUGGCCUCCAGAAGGUCCCACUGCGUCCCCCUUGGGCUGGAUAUGUUCAUGUUCACGUGAAGAUGGAUUUAGUGUACGGUCUCGUGUGGCUGCUGACAGUCCUCCUGGAGGGAAUCUCUGGCCAAGGAGUGUACGCUCCCCCGACAGUUCGGAUUGUGCACUCAGGAUUGGCCUGUAAUAUCGAGGAGGAGCGCUACUCCGAAAGGGUCUAUACCAUCCGGGAAGGAGAAACUCUAGAAUUGACCUGCCUGGUUACUGGACAUCCACGCCCACAGAUCAGGUGGACCAAAACAGCAGGAAGCGCCUCUGACAGAUUCCAAGACUCAAGUGUCUUCAAUGAGACUUUGAGGAUUACAAACAUUCAGAGACACCAAGGAGGCCGAUAUUACUGUAAAGCAGAGAAUGGCUUGGGGUCACCAGCAAUAAAGUCGAUCCGAGUGGAUGUGUACUACUUGGAUGAUCCAGUAGUAACUGUUCAUCAAAGUAUAGGUGAAGCUAAAGAACAAUUUUACUAUGAGAGAACAGUGUUUCUCCGAUGUGUGGCCAAUUCCAACCCCCCUGUGCGCUAUAGCUGGAGACGUGGUCAGGAGGUAUUACUACAAGGAUCUGACAAGGGAGUGGAGAUUUAUGAGCCCUUUUUUACCCAGGGGGAAACGAAGAUCUUAAAGCUAAAGAAUCUUCGCCCUCAAGAUUAUGCUAACUACAGCUGCAUUGCUUCAGUAAGGAACGUGUGUAAUAUUCCAGACAAGAUGGUGUCGUUUAGACUUUCCAAUAAAACUGCUUCUCCGUCAAUUAAGCUCUUGGUGGAUGAUCCUAUAGUUGUAAAUCCUGGAGAGGCCAUAACGUUAGUAUGUGUUACAACUGGAGGAGAGCCUACACCCUCUCUUACCUGGGUCAGGUCCUUCGGGACUCUGCCUGAAAAGAUUGUUUUGAAUGGAGGGACAUUGACCAUACCUGCCAUCACCUCUGAUGACGCUGGUACUUACAGCUGCAUUGCCAAUAAUAAUGUGGGAAACCCUGCAAAAAAGUCCACCAACAUCAUUGUGAGAGCAUUAAAAAAAGGACGAUUUUGGAUCACUCCUGAUCCUUAUCACAAAGAUGACAACAUCCAGAUUGGGCGUGAGGUGAAAAUAUCUUGCCAAGUAGAAGCUGUUCCCUCUGAGGAGUUAACAUUCAGUUGGUUUAAAAAUGGUCGUCCAUUAAGAAGUUCUGAACGGAUGGUUAUUACACAGACUGACCCUGAUGUGUCCCCCGGAACAACAAACUUGGAUAUCAUUGACUUAAAAUUCACAGACUUUGGGACUUACACAUGCGUGGCCUCUCUGAAGGGAGGAGGAAUAUCUGAUAUCAGUAUUGAUGUUAACAUUUCCAGCAGUACAGUUCCACCCAAUCUGACUGUUCCACAGGAAAAAUCACCUUUGGUCACCAGAGAAGGAGACACAAUAGAACUUCAGUGUCAAGUAACUGGGAAACCAAAACCAAUCAUCCUUUGGUCUAGAGCAGAUAAAGAAGUUGCAAUGCCUGAUGGGACAAUGCAAAUGGAAAGUUAUGAUGGGACCCUGAGGAUUGUGAAUGUUUCAAGGGAAAUGUCAGGAAUGUACAGAUGCCAGACCAGCCAGUACAAUGGAUUCAACGUGAAGCCAAGAGAAGCCUUGGUGCAGCUCAUUGUGCAGUGAACUCGUGUUGCAGCUACCAAGGUUCCUCACAUCUAUAACCAAGCUACACUCAUCAUUUGAAUUUCCUUACCCCAGAUAUACAUGUGAAACUCAGAGAGCAAAUUCUGGAAUUAGAGGCUUUAUUUAAUACAUACUUUUCCACAUUCCCCAUCUUUAUAUUUGAUACGAUUACAAAAAACCCCACCAACUAACCAACCAAACAAACAAUUCUAAUGUGAAUUAAAUAUGGUGUUGUAUUAAAUGUGGAAAGAAUUUAGUUCAGUAGUUGCCAAGAAGUUGGCAUAUUAAUAAUUUUAUAUUCUAAAAUCUUUCUCUGAAUCUUUUCUUAAUUCUUGAUUACAAUUUUCAGUUUCAGCAUGAAAACUUUAUCCCAUGCAAGAAAUUCCUACUGUUUUCUCCAUCUCCGGUGUUCUCUUUUCUUCCAUACCCCUGCUGCUAAGUGCUCAUUCAUGUAUGGGGACAAAGACUGUCGAUGGCAAGUGGCAGACCUUUGUUAAAACUGUUUCAGGAAAGUAGUUCCCUUUGCAUUAAAUCCUAAGUCUACCUACACAUGCUUGGUUUGGCAUGGGUGGACACAUAUUUGACACAGAGGUAAAAAUGCAAACUUUUUUUCCUAUAAUAAUUCCCAUGUCUGCAGGGAAUUUUAACUGACCAACAAUGCCUUUUAUCCUUUGUGGAAUUUAUCAUUCAUGUUGCAGUGGAGGUGGAAAGCUCAUUAGCUCAUUAUCCUGAGUACUUCUAAACUUGGUGUUUUGGUCACUUCAUCUCUGUCAUAAAUAUAAUUGAAGCCACAUCUAUAGAUCCCAUUCUUUACCCCCAUUAAGGCAUUACUCAGGUGCCAUGUCUUCCAUGGCACAGUCUGACUUCUCCAGCUGUAUAGUCACAUUUUUUUCACUUGCAGUUUGGUUGAUAAAAGUGAGGUACUCCACACUCAGUUUUUGGCGCACACUGAAAAAGACUAUAGGCAAAUCAGAAUUCAAGUAUGCAGAAAUAUGGCUACAUGGGGUAAAAUUUAAUUCUUGAAAAGAAUUCCAAAUGUUUGUGGUACUCAUCAUACUUAUGCAAGCUUCCAUCACUCUCCCCCUUCUCCCCUCCAUCCUCUACCCUGCCUUGCUUCCCCUCUGCCUCUCACCCAGAGACUGUUUCCUAUGCAAACAAAGGGUGAAAUAAAAUAAUCUUCAGAUAAUCUUCAAGUUUAAAAGUUACUACCAAACUAACCAUCUGACUUAUAUCCAGUGCGUCAAUAACAACAUGUGUUGGUGUGUGUGUGUGUAUGAUAUGCACACGUGUAAUGAUUUCAGGAGUCUCUGAUAUUGCAUGCUUAAAUUAAAACAGAGAACCAAAUGUAUUUGCAAUAAAUUUUUAGUAUAAAAUACUUGAAUAUUAACAGCACAGACAAUUACAUGUACUUGUCUUUGCCAAAUGCAGCAGCUAGAGAAAAUGAAGUACAAGACUGAAAAAAAAUCAGAAUGAGUGCCUGAUGAUCAAUUUUUAAUUUAUAAGAACAUUUUACCAUAAUCAUCCCUAUUGUUUCCUUUCUGAUUAGAUCUCACUUAGACUAAGGAUGGUUACUGAGUGGAACCCUAAAUCCAUGAACUCAUCCAAAUGUCAUUCACAGAGAAUCCUGCAAUUUUCCACUUACUUGUUUUUAAAGAAUGUGAAUCUGUGAUAUUAUUAAAUAUAACUGGUGAGUUCACUCCUGGUGUAACCAAACAUCCACAUAAAUAAAAAGAGAGAAAUAUACAAUAGUGCUUUCAAAGUCAGCUUAAUUGGCUUCAUUUUGGCUCCACAUCUGUCCAUAUGUAGAUAUUUUCUCUGCUUAUCUGAAGAAAAUAAAGUUCACAAAGGAAUAUAAAGAAACUGCUGUCUGCAAGUUAGUGUGCCUUUUUGAAAUGCCAUUUUAUGACAAACUUUAUUUAAAUUUAUAUUUUUUUCAUUAGCAAUUAUUUAUUUUGAAAGGUUUGUAAUGUUUUGUGCCUAAAAGCAUCCUGUUAAAAAAAAAAAAAAAAAAAAAAAAAAAAAAAAAAAAACCUCUGCUUUCCAGUCUUUUAAACACAUGAUACAAAAAGUUUGUAAAGUUUGAGUUUGUUUGGAUAAAACCAUUGUUCAGCAAAGACAUUCUUCGGCUGCCGAAAAGAUUUGGCUUUAAAUUGACCAUUUCAAAAAUACCUUGGACAGCACUUUGAGUCUGGGGAACUCAUUAUUUUCUUGGGCAUAUUUCAGUGUGUGUGUGUGUGUGUGUGUGUGUGUGUGUGUGUGUGUGUGUGUAAGAAAGAGAGAUAGAGAGACAGAAAGUUCAGGCACAAAGGCUGAGAACAACUUAGCUGUUGCUUAUCAGGCAUGCCAUCCAUCUGGUUUGUGUCAACUUCAUAUCUUUGGUUUGGUUUGGUUUGGUUUGGUUUGGUUUGGUUUGGUUUGGUUUGGUUUUGCCACAUCAAGUCUCAUUGGCCUGCAGUUGGGAGACUGGUUGGUUGCCAGUAACCCUAAGGAUCUACCUAUCUCCAUCUUCCCAGGGAAAGGCGUGUGAGAGCCUCCCUGUUCAUCUCUUUUACUGUGGGUUCUGGUGUCAAAUUCAUUUACUCCCUCUUGAACAUCAAGCAUGCUGCCAACCUUAUUUUCCUAGUUCUCAGGCAGUUUUUCUUCAGAAAGUUUCUUUCUCCCUCUUCUUUCUCUUCCCCAUUCUUCAUUCAUCUCCCCUUCCUAUUACCUCUGCAUUUCUCCGCAUUCUCUUCUCCAUCAGUCUCUGACCUUUUCUCCCUCCCCUUUCCUCUUUCUUCCUCACACUACUCCAUACCUUACACACCAACAGUAUAUCCCCAAUCUCAUGUGUACUUAUAUAUAGACAUACAUUUAGGAGAUAUAAUUAAAAUCAAUUAGACUAUAAUUACAAUCCAUUGCUCCUUGUUUGAAAAUAGAACAUACUUGUUACUGUUCCUGUGUAACAAACAGGCUUGAUUUCUGUAAUAGUCAGGAAAAGUUUCCAUCUUUCCAUUUUUUUUUCCUGGCUCUUAAGAAGGAUAUCUGAUCCAUGGUUGUACUUUAAUUAGAUUGUCAUCACAAAUUUUUGGUUUGAGUAUCAUUGAAUAAAUAACCCAAUGUUUAUUAAGAGUUAUAUUUUAUCUAACAUCGAUAUACUUCCUAACAGUGUCAGCUAGAAUCCCAUAAUAAAAAUAUCAAUGAGUCACACACAUACAGAUACACACAGAGACAGUGGGCAUCUGUGCGUGUGGAUAUGUGUGUGUGUGUGUGUGUGUGUGUGUGUGUGUAUUAUUAUUUCUACUAUGUCUAUGUGUGUGUGUGUGUGUGUGUCAUUGAUAAUUUGUGAGUGUGUGUGUGUGUGUGUGUGCGAUAUACACAUCUUUGGCUGAUAUUUGAAUUAAAAAUGUGAGUGCUUUACAUUAUGUAUUUUUCACUUUUCUACUUUUAUUGCUGAGAAGGGACCUACAAAGUUAGGGUUAUGAUUUCAAAAAAUUCAAAUAUAAGCUGAAGUUAAAGCUAGUAAAAAUAAAAUAUAGCCUGACUUCCUUUAAACAAUUCUAUCUCUAGAUAAGUUCAAUAAAGUCACGAUACUCUAGAAUGGCUAAACAUUUUUGCAGGCAGAUGUUAAUUUGGAUUCUCUUUUCCAUAGAAGAGAAUGUUUCAAAUCCCUUUACAAAGCUUUUAAAGGCAAUGGAAACCAAAAUGACAAUAAAUUUACUUAAAGUCAAAUUGCAAACUGCAUCUGAUAGUAUCUUAUCUAUGAUGUUUUGUAUGACUAUUUUAUAUAUUUUCUUAUUUUCUCAAAAUUAGUCAGAAGGGCUAUUUUUUCUCGACCAUCGAAGCUCAGGAUAUUUACAUUGUUUUGAAACUUAAGGUAGUUACAUAAUCUAUGUUGUUAAAUAAUCGAUUUCUUCUGUUCCAAGGUAAUUACAAUAUUGUAUUUUCACUUAAAGCAGUAUAUAAAUCAGACAACUGCAAUAAAUUAUAUCAAUAAAUGUUUACUUUUAAUUAGUUUGCUCAAUAAAUAUUAAUUCAGUCAAUAAAAUUUUAUCAAUUUUUCUGCUAGGCUAUGGGAAUCCCCAUGAGAAUUAAAAGUUAUCUAUACUCUAAUUUAGCAUGUAAAUAGAGAAAAAAAUAAUAAAUCUCAGUGUCCAGACAGAGAGGCUGUGUGCGCACCAAAUAAGGGAUGAUGCAGGCAGUUACACCCUCACGCCCUUGCAUGUCUGCUGUGUGUUUUUACAUCCCUGUCCAUCCAUAUUAGCAGAUGUAGUUAUGCACCAUUAAAACAUUUGCCUUAACCUCUUAUUUUGUUUGCCUUUUUCAGCUAAUCUGUGUGCAAAGUGACUUAAGCCUUUUAGUUAAUUGGGAAGUUGCCUGAGCCACACCUUGCCUAAGAUUUCUAAGAUUUACUAGUGGCGCCCAAUCCACUUGUGUAUCAUUUAAAAGUCUCCAGUGUUUACAACACACAUCAUCCCUCAGCAACUACUAUUUUCCACUUCCAUAAACUUCCCUAAAUGAGUUCCCCCAACUUCUCCAGAGUAAGUUUAAUCAGAGGCUAAAAAUCUAAUUUCAGAAAACAGUCUACCCAUUCGAGAGAGGGCAAAGUAAAGGACAAGGAGAAAAGAGAACUCUCUGAGAGGCAAUGAUCAGUGUCAAUAGAGAGCUCUCAUUAGUCUUUGGCUCCAUGAAUAGCUUCUCUUUGGUGGAUUAUUCAAUGCUCACAGAGCAACAUCUGUACUUCCUGACCCAGCUCUGUGAAUGGCAGGAUGCACAUGUGUGUGAUGCUCUUUUUACAGUGGUAUGUUUGUUCUUAGGAUCAACAAACUUCUCUUCAGACUGCCUCAUCAACACACAGAUGACUUGUUAAAGGAAUUUCUAUAAAUAAGAAGCAAAUUAUCAGUCUUGGUGUAUUAUAUUUCCACACUUUAUAAUCACUUUGGUCUUCAAAACAAUAUAAUAUAUUUCCUUUCUCUGUAUUUGUUAAUAUGUGUAUUGUUUUUGUGUUUAGUGGUGGUGGUGGUGGUGUGAGUGUGUGCAUAUCUUUGUGUAUAUUUGUGUGAGUGUAUCUGCAAGGAUACUAAUCAAAGUAUCGGAGGAGAAAUGAAGGAAAAGUAUAGCACAGAAAUAUUAAGUCUAAAAUUCAAAAUGACAGAAAUGAUGAUAUCAAAGCAAAUACAGAUAUUUGUCCCAGAUGCCCUUUUGAAUAGCAUAAUGUCAAACAGGACCUAUUUGAUAUCAUGCUUUGUGAAGUUCCUUAGAAUUCAAAGGGAACACAAUAUUACUGGGUAGACUUGAGAAAACCAAUUAUCCACGUGCUAGAGAUGGAGGCAGGGCUUGUCACUUUAAUACUAAAGAACAAAGCAAACUUUGUUUAAAAAAAAAAUACCUGUCUUUUUCUAGUUUUAUAUGGAAGACAAAAUCCAUUCCCCAGGAAAUAAGGAGUACUGUGUCUUUUUCUCCCUCUCUAAUAUUUAAAAUUGUGCGUAUUUUUACAAAUGUGGAAACGUGGACCUCAUAGAUUAGGAAAAUCCUGAUAUGUCAUAAUUCAUCCUUGACUGUCUCCCCCAUUCUCUCUUCUGAUUCUGUAUGUCUUUUGUAGAUGUAGAAUUUAAAAAAAUAAUUAUUGAUUAUUGUAUAUUUGCAAAUUAAUUUAGUAUAUUAGUCAAAAUGUUCUCAGUAGAAAUAAUGCAAAAUAAAGUUCAAUUUAAAUUCCAUUUAAAAUAUUUUAUUAUGUUUAUUUUGAUGUGUGUGAGUGUUUUGCAUAGGAGUAUGUCAGUUAUCGACAUAUGUGACUGGUGCCUAUGAAAAUGAGAAGUCCGAUCACCUCACCUGAAACUGGAGUUAUAAAUAUUUGUCAGUCACCGUGUGGGUCCUGAGAACACAAUGUGAUCUGCUACAGGAGGUUAACCGCUGAGCGUCAGACAGCACCUACAUCCCUAUUUUUAAAUCUACAUAUCUAUUAAUUAAUUCUUCAGACUCUUCAUGCUUGAAGCAUUAGUCUCAGUUCAUAGCCUCUUUGCCUAUUUUCUAACUCUCUUGGCCUCAGUUUGAGAAGCUACCUGAGUUCCGUGGUUCCCAUUACGUCACAGCAAAUCACUAGCACUUAGUUCGGGGUUCACCGUCCUUGCUCUGGGUCCAGAGCUGCAUAAGUUUACUUUUUUCCAGUCUAUCUCCAUUUCGACUGUAGUGUUCAGCUUUCCUGUCUCCAUGAUUUCCACACUUACAUCUACUUUUAGCUACUGUUUGUUUUAUAGACUUUCCUUUGGCGCUUUCCUGAUCAUACUACACGCCAAUUCAAUCAGCAUAAAUAAUUUGAAUCCUCCACUAAAGUAUAUCAUCUUACCUCUAGACUCGAGUCAUCCAAAGAGAAUCACUGACAACAGAAAUGGCAUUUGUGGAGCACUUGAUACCAAAUAUGACAAUAAAUACUUCUCUGAACCAUUUUAUAAAAUGUUUGUUAUUGUCCAGAUACACACCACCUUCUUACUCAGCUGUGUAUAGAUUAAAGUCAAGUUUGGUUUUUUUGGUUUGUUUAUUUUGGUUUGGUUUGGUUUGGUUUGGUUUGGUUUGGUUUGGUUUGGUUUGGUUUUUGUUUUCUAUCUACAAACUAGGUUUACUUAAAGUUGCCUAAGAUGAGGUUUGAUUUUACGAUCUGAAUUUUCCAAUACAAGAAUUCAGUGGCAGACACCGCGUUGUUAUCAGAAAACAAUACAGUAAAUGAUUUAAUGAUGUGAUAAAUCAAUGGUCUGUGGUCACCUGAGAGUUCAGGUUUCCAGGAUGUUUGAGCUGAUUCCCAUUUGGGUCACAGAUGUUGAUUCUAUUGAUCAUUUUAACAUCAAGUCCCGUUUAUUUUAUACAGUUCUUUUUUCACACUAGUAUUCAUCUAAAAGACAUUUCAGGAACACUGAAAUUUAUCUCCGUCUUUGUAUUUUACUUUGCAUUUCAUUUUUCUGAUUUUGUUUUGCAAGCCUGCCAUCAUGAAACAUGAAACAUGAAAAAAAAUCUAAAUUGUAACAUUUUAAAAGGCAAGGAUCUUAAUAUCUAAUGAUAACAAUAUGAAUCAAUAUCUGAUAAAAAAUUACAUUAAAGUGAUGUACCUAGGAAUAUUAUAAAUGAAGUUUAAAUUUGAAAGAAAUAAAAUAAAGGAACAAUUGUAUAUGUGUUCCCUAUUCCUUCUCUAAAUGGUCUGCAAAGUAAAUCCCAUUGCUUGAACUACCAAAUUAUUAUAAUUACUGCAUGAAAUUAUGAUUACUAGACAUAUGUUACUUAUUUUUCAGUUUUUUCACUUUUCUCUUAAUGUAUAUCAGUUUAGCUUCAUGGUGAUAUUUUAAAUUUUCUUGGGAUGUACAGGUUUUUUUGUAAUUUUCUUAAAACUAGAAGUAACCUAUUAAAACUUAACCUUUCUAUAUAACAGGUAAUUAUAAAUAUGUAUUUUUCAAAUCAUUGUUCAUUGUUCACCUGACCCUGAAGAAAGUUUUAAAACUGUGCUAGAGUAUAAAGUUAACAGACUCUAAAUAUGUACUACUGGAAUUUAUGAAAACUCAUUUAGAAGCAUGUUUGAAUGAAGUAUCCUAUAGGAUAGAAGUAACUCCUAGGCUCCGUCGAACCAUUCAACCCCACACCUUACUUCCUCCUCAGCUCAUACGAAGAACAUAGGCACAUUAAUCACUGUCCGGUUGUAAUAAAAACACAAGACUCCAAAGUUCCUACCCCUAUUUCACACAAUUCAGUAUUCACAGCAAGGAAUCUAAGUGUUCGGCCUCACAAUGCAUCACAAGUCACUGUUGCACAGAUAAUGUUCAUAGGCUCUCACUAUUAUAAUAAAACAGUUCACAAACGCUAGAUCCCAUGGAUCAACUUUACAUCCAGUUCAACCAUGUGUUGAUAGAACUUAAACCAUACUUGCUUAGAGAAAAGUGGAUAUUGAUUAGAUUUUAACGAUUGGGAGCAGAGUGCCAGAGAGACCAGUUAAGAUAUCUGGAUUCCAUAAUGCCCAGAGGAAAGAGAAAAGUCAAAUAAGGCACAUAUAAGGAGAAGUCCAAUGGAAAUCAAUAAGGUUUAUGUUUAUUUUUUCUAAAAUUUUCCUA